This is a messenger RNA of Vitrella brassicaformis, 3490 nucleotides long. The record is from the annotation of a GenBank genome assembly. Lineage: Eukaryota; Vitrellaceae.
CGGAAAUCAAGCUCGCGCAGAUCUUCGUCCUUUUCUCAUUUUGGAGCACUCCAUGCCCCUCGCGGAGACCACCAUUGCCUCCGCCGCGUCAGGGCGCUCCCUGUGAUGUGCAAAUCUUCCCCGGCCAGUGACAUGCCACGGGGAAGGUGCCGGAGUUCGCCGUAAAGUGGCUGGAGGAGGAAUUCGAACAGGUGUGCUCUCGCUUCCACACAGGUGUGCUCUCGCUUCCACACGGGUGUGCUCUCGCUUCCACACAGGUGUGCUCUCGCUUCCACACGGGCAUGCCCUCGCUUCGCUCGGGCAUGCACCCCAUCGACGCCACACUCACACCCCCUGCCCCUGGCCGCACCCUAACUAAGCGCCACCUCGGCGAUCCAGGGGAGCAGUUCCCCGGCGCAUGAUUCGAGUACUCUGUCUGUCCCUUCUGACGGCCUGCGCAGCCACAUACGGCGCCUCCAGAACCAUGAGCGACAGUCGGCCCCCAUCGCCGUCGCCGGGCGACGAGGAGCGGCGGGAUUGCUCCCUUUGCGGCGAGUCCCGCCCACUGAGCGACUUCGUGGCUCUGCAUCAGGGCGCCGCCUGGCCACCUCCAGGGACCGACGGGAGGUGCCGCGUCGAGUACUGCCGUUACUGCGUGGUCCGUCUCGGCAGGAGGCGGAGCCGACAGCCCCAUCGUCACCGGCAUCUGGAGCGGCGCCCGGAGCAGCGAGGCUGUGUAUGGGCGGCCUGUCCGGCAUGCCGCCAGUUGUAUUGCCCGGAGUGCGUCCUGGGCGUGGAUUCGCUGCGUGAGGUGCCGGCUGAUCCGCUUGCCCCCCCGCCGCCUCCCCCCGACCACCGCCAAUGCCCUCUCUGCGACCACCCCUACGGACCUGGGGAGCUGCGACACGUCCCGUGUGAGUGCAAUUCUCUGGCGUGCCCCGGGUGCACCGAACAAGCACGCAACCCGCGGUCGGGCGAACUUGUCUGCCCCUACAGCCAGGCCCCCGAGCACUUCUACUGGCACGAGACCUUCAUGGACCUCAUGCUGCACUACACUACGGCCCCCAGCUGCGCGCCCGCCCGCUGCCCGGCCACAGCGACGGCCUCCUGCCGCUGCUUGCCAACCGGCAGCACGCCCGCCGCCUCGGUAUGGCGGUGUGGCAUGCCGAACGCGGGGAGUGGGCGCACCUGGACGCUUCUGCGAACUUCGACCAGGCCGUCGUGCAGCGCGCCUAUGAGCUGACCGGCCCGAUCUUCCCCACCCUCGACGAGCUCAUCACGCGUGGCACCCUCCUCGUCUCUGGCAGCACCCGGAUCCGGUUCCAGGUGAUCGACGAGCCUGGAUGCGGCGGCAACUGCGCGCUCAACGGUGUCCGCCGCCAGCUGCACGCAUAUCGCCGUCGCCGGGCAGCGGUCGGGCGGCCACAUACGGACCGCCUUCCCGACCCGAUGCCCUCAGCCGUCGCCCUGCGCGGCCGGCUUGUCGACGAUCUGCUCCGGCGCCGCAUCGCGGGCGAAUUCGACGGGGUUCUGCUGUAUCGCGGCAACACCGACGACGCCGUUCACGCCGACGCCUAUAUCGAGGGCAUCCGGAGUGGAGGGGAAGGGCUGAGUGAGGUGGAGAUGCGGUCGGUGGCCAACAUGACAGGCGCCACCAUGGUUCUGUGCGACCGGCGUGCCGUCGAGCCCCAGCAGCAGCCGACGGCCCCCUUCCCCGUCUCUGUGCGGAUGGUCGUCCAUCCGGAGCCGGCCUAUCAGGCUGCAGGCACCCCUACGGUGCAUCUACUCUAUCUUCAUGGCCAUUGGGUUUCUAUGGUUCCCGCCGAGUCCCAGGCGUCGGGCGGGCCGGGGCCUGAGAGCGGGCCGGCUGCCCACGGACGGCGCGACAGGUCAGCGGCCCGUCCUACGUACUCCGUCCUGGGCCUGCUGGGCGAGCUUGGAGAGCCCGAUGCGGCGGGGGCUGCGUCAAGAGGCGACGAGAGGGAGAUCGAUGCAGCAGGCCGGGAGGAAGGUGCUGCGGAUGGAGAGCCCGAUGCGGCGGGGGCUGCGUCAAGAGGCGACGAGGGGGCGAACGAUGCGGCAGGCAGAGAGGGAGGUGCUGCGGAUGCCGCUGGCGGCGAGGCGACGACUGCCGAGCGCCACGAGCCCCGCGAUGAGGAUGCCGCUGUCCUGGACGGCCGCCCUUCAACCCACGACGCCCCGUCUGCGGCGGCAGUCACCACUCGCCUGGAGGAGCUACGCGCCGAGGACGCCCUCGCUGCUCAACUGAGUCACCUGCACACCGACGAGACCCGCCUGGACCCUCCUGCUGUUCCGUCACUCGCCUCGCCUUCCGUCCGACGCAGGGUGACAGUGACGAGCGACCCCCCUCGUGUGGUCGUGGAGGUCCAGCUGGCCGACCACUCCGAGAGCCGAGGGGAGCGGGGCGGCUCGCAGCAAGAAGACCUGCUCCUGGGAUCGAACUCGCAGUCCAUGGACCCUCGUGAUUCUCACUCGGGUGAGCGUCGGGAUACUCCUCCAUCGGACGAGCAUCGGUGUCCAUCUCAACCUCCCGCCCGGCCGCUCCUGCCCCACACCCGAGAGGACGAGGAGGCCCUACAGAGGGAGCUGGCGACGCUAAACGAGGACCGCGCUGUGGCAGAGCGCAUCGACCGGGAGGAGGAGCUGCGCCGUGGCCGCCGUCGCCCCCGCGCUAGACAGCAUGGCCGCUCUCGCCGUCGCCGCCUUGGCUCGGCCGACCGCCUCACGAUCAUUUCCCCGUCGGCCAGCAGCGGUGCGAGCAGCGGCGACGACCCAAUGGACAUCGACUCGCCGCACCCCUCGCCACCGGCGCCAUCACCCCUGGGCGACCGGGCGGCGGGCGAGGGGUCGGCCCAGAGACCGCCGAGGCCCCCCCAGACCUUGGAUGAGUUCAUCGCGGCCGAGGGGCCCAACCCACCUGGGGUUCGCUCGCAUCAAGCCAUCAGGCGGGCUUGGGCGGAUCCUCCCCCCGCCCUGGCCCGGCAGGCCCGCUCGCUGUCGCCUUCUCGAUGCCCCCCUCUGCCCACUGGCCGCCGCCGCAGCGACUCGGAGAUCCGGACGACCGUGUCGGCCGCACGGGGCGCUCUAGCCGGCGGGCGAUCCGCUGCGGGGGGCCUGCGAGGCGGCAGGCGCUCGCGGGCAGCAGGACGGCCGGGCCCCGAUGCGGGAGUCGAUCCGAGGGGCAGUCGCGGCGCGGAUUCCCAUACCGAUAGCGCCGCCGAAGGGCCACGCCGCACCGGCACUCGGAGGUGCCGCGAUCGUGCCCUGCAGCAGCCGCCGCAGGCAGGGGCACGUCGAUCGGGGCGGGAGCGGGGCGACGAGUGAUGUCGGGCCUGCGGGCAGUUUUGCCAUGGCCACUGCGGCGCCACGGCACGUCGCUCCCGCCGGGUGAGAGGAGACGGCCGGUGCCUGAGCUGCAGAGGGUUCUAUCACGGUCGAUGCGGCGCUGAGGAGCGUCAACGCCGAGAGGCCGAGGAGCUGAGGCGUCGUG